Messenger RNA from Scophthalmus maximus (turbot), 2134 nucleotides. It is a transcript of the gene cmklr2, whose product is annotated as chemerin chemokine-like receptor 2. Gene Ontology annotation, molecular function: G protein-coupled receptor activity; complement receptor activity. The coding region runs from base 276 to 1352 and encodes 358 amino acids. Gene Ontology annotation, cellular component: plasma membrane. Gene Ontology annotation, biological process: phospholipase C-activating G protein-coupled receptor signaling pathway; complement receptor mediated signaling pathway; inflammatory response. The transcript has 2 exons. Lineage: Eukaryota; Metazoa; Chordata; Actinopteri; Pleuronectiformes; Scophthalmidae. The record is from RefSeq and is a predicted model, not a curated record.
UCCGCUCCGCGGUGCGCGCUCCACGCGUCGCGGCCAGACGCGCCCACUGCGCGUGCACGCGGCCGCAGCUCAGUCUGGAUGGACGCGGGGACAGAGAGGACGUGCACAUGCAACAGGAGAGAGCCCGAGAGACAGAGUCGCAGCGUCGGAGAGAGGAGGCCCAGCACAGCGGAGCGACGGGGCUACACGUCCCCGCGUGUGGAUCCACAUACUGAUAAGAAAAGAGGGGGCGCUGCACUUUUUCGAAAACUUCGGCAGUUCAGAUCCUUGUAAUAAUGGCUGACUCCGGCGAGGACUAUGGAAACUACACCUAUGAAUAUUACCUGGAGUAUGGCGACUUGGAAGAACUUAAAGUAGAACACAGGCAAGGGGAAACGAUGCACAUUAUCUCUGUGGUUAUCUACAUUAUUUCCUUUGUGCUUGGUCUGAUCGGAAAUGGGAUUGUUAUUUGGGUGACGGCGUUUAAAAGCAAAAAGACUGUCAACAGCGUGUGGCUGCUCAAUCUAGCCAUGGCCGACUUUGUGUUUGUCCUUUUUCUACCCUUCUACAUUGAUUACAUACUGCGGGACUUCCACUGGGACUUUGGUGUGGCCAUGUGUAAGAUCAACUCAUUUGUGUCCGUGAUGAACAUGUAUGCCAGCGUGCUCUUUCUCACAGUUCUCAGCAUAGACAGGUAUGUAUCACUGGUCCACCUCAAUUGGUCCCAGAGGCAUCGCACUGUACAGAGAGCCUGGGUCACAUGUGGCUGCAUAUGGGCACUAGCUGGCGCAUUGAGCUGCCCUGCUCUGAUUUUCCGCGACACCAUGCGCUUGCAUGACAAGGUGGUGUGCUUCAACAACUUCCACUCGCAGGACGGACACACAGCCAUGAGACACAUUAUAAUAGUGGCCAUCCGCACCACUGUGGGCUUCUUCUUGCCGUUUACUGCUAUAUGUGUGACAGGAAUACUUCUGACGUUCAAAGUGAACCGAUCUGGGGGCGCGGUUCGCCUGUCUAGCUUCUCCAAAACAGUCACUGCAGUAAUUCUGGCCUUCUUUCUAUGCUGGGCACCUUUUCAUACCUUUAGCUUAAUGGAGUUAUCAAUUCAUUCCUCAUUGUACCUACACAGCAUACUGAGAGCUGGCUUUCCUCUUGCCACCAGCUUAGGCUUUUUCAACAGCUGCAUCAACCCCCUGCUGUAUAUGCUCCUGGGCAAAAAGGUUCGUCAUAUCCUGAAGCGUGCAUGCCUGGAAAUAACUAAGAGUUCACUGAGAGAGCUCAGCCAGUCAGUCUCCACCACUGAGAUGGAGUCUGUGCCAGGACUUCAUCAGGACAGUGUCCCAGAGGAGCCUGUGGAGUCGUCAACUCUAUGAUUGCAACCAUCCUCAGACUCUUAUAGUGGUCCAUGAAAAACAUGAGGGACGCUGACUAUUACUUUAGCGUAAAUGGGGGUGGGGGGUAUCCUGCCCAUUCUUUCCAGCUGUAAUGUUAAGAUUAUCCUAUUUUGUUUCAUUUGGAUGGAGUUAUGCCUACUUCAGCUACUCUCAAUGGAAAAGCUGAGGGAAACUGUGGAGUUAGUAUCUCUGCAUUAAUUUUUUUGGUUGCAAUAGCCAAGUGAUCUCUCGACAAAAAAAAUCUGACUAAUAAUUCUGACCAUCAAUAAGUCUUUUUAAAAAUAAAAAUGCCUGCCGUACUCUGGUUCCAGCUCUUCGACUGUGAGGAAUUGCUGCUUUUUCCUCCUCUUUUAUGAUAAUAAACUAAAUAUAUCUUUGGGUUUUUGGACAGCUGGUUAAAAAAAACAAGCCAUUUGCAGAUGUCUCUUUGUGUUGUGGAAAAUGUGAUGGACAUUUUUCUCUAUUUUCAUACCAUUUUUAUUUAAAUAAUGAACUAUACGUCGUACACAUUUGGACUCGAACCAUAAACGCUCAAUAGGCUGUUUUUGUUUCUUUCAGACAAGAUAUGAUGUAGAUAUGUGAUAGUAGUUUAUCAUAAUUCAGUUUUAAUACAGAAUAAUCCUGGUUGCUACAGUCAUCUAUUAAUGUAUUGAUUUUUUUUUAACUUGUUGAAAGUUGCAUAAAGGUUUUAUUGUAAUAUAUUCCAAGUAAAUUGCAUAUAUAUGAAUAAAAUUGCUCAUCUGAGCACAUAUUGUACUGUU